AUGGAUAUACUCGACACGACACAAAGAUGUUUGUUGAACUGGGAGAGCGGAGGUGAAGCAGAAUGUCGCAAACUAGUGGCCGGACCCCAUUCCAAUCCACACGACGCGGACGCAAACGCGACGCUCACGACCGUCUACCAUUCAAUUCUAUCCGCGACCCUGCUCUCAUGGCCAGCGAAAAAGAGCCUGUCCGUGGACACCGUGAUUGCGUUCGUACAGUCCGUGGCGGACGGUCUCCCAUCCUCCUCGGCUUCGUCAGAGAAGAGCCCCAAUGUUCUUGCCUUCGGAGACAUCUUGGUGGACAUCAUCUGGGCCAUUGACUCGGAGCUCGAGGAGAUCGUCGGGGAUGCGAAGACCGCCGCCAGUACGGCGGAGCAGGGCACGAUGUCUCCCGCCACCGUUGACCAAGUAGUGAAGGCGAAGGGUAAUGCGGAGACGGAUAAGACCACCGUCGAGUCUAUAGUCCGGAGACUCCUUGCUAUUGGGGUCAUCGACCCUGACAUUUGCAGGGAGCGCCUGGACCUAGCGCUAGUGGCGAAUGUAGGACUGGUGGCGGACAAGACCGCCUUCGAGAGGAAGGAGAUCAGGACUCGCACAGGACUCUUCUACAAGCAGAACAAGUUCAACCUUCUGCGUGAAGAGUCCGAGGGGUACAGCAAGCUGACCGCGGAACUCACGAGCAGUCUGGGUCCCUCCCACUCCUCUUCGACAGGGUAUCCGUCCGAACCCAUCGAGGUGAUCGAAGCCCGUGCGCUGCCCACCUGGGAACGUGCGCUGGGUCUGAUCGGUUACUUCGACCUGGACCCUAACAGGGUGCUGGACAUACUGCUGGAUAUCUUCUCGGUUCAUCUGGCGACCCACUCUAGCUUCUUCAUCUCGCUGCUGUCCUUCUCUCCUUGGGGCCGUCGAGAACAGCGUGGCGUGAAGCGGGAAGAUAUGGUCGUAGAGCCGGAUGCAGGCCGGUUCAAGGGAAAGAGUCUCUUCGAGGUGCUCAAGAUUGCGGAAGCCGAGUCAGGCGCACACUUGGACGAUGUUGACAGCAGCAAUGCGAGAGUUCUGGCCCAAGUUUUGGGUUUCAAGUUCACGUAUUAUCAGCUCCCCGAGGUUGCAGAGUCUACGCCACAGAAUCUCUAUCUAAUGACCGCCAUCCUCAUCCGAGAGGGAUUCCUCCGCCUCGAGGAUUUGUACCCCCAUAUUGGGCCUACGGACGACGAAAUGGCCGACCGCCACAAGGCAUACCUGAGCAGCGUCGAGACUCGGAUAGCCGGUGCCAAGAUCAGUCAGCUCGCGAUGGCUGCACCCCUGGAAUCGAGCGGUUCGUCGAACACCAAAUCACGACCGGCCCCUGCACCGGAAGCUCAGAAAGAAGAGGCAAAGGAGGUCCCGAAUCAGAAGUUGGGUCUUCUGAACGGUUUGCUCGCUGUGGGUGCUCUGCGACCUGCGCUAGCCAUCCUUUCCAAAUUCCCCUGGAUCGUGGACGCGUAUCCUGAGGUCGCCGAUCUGAUGCUCCGGGUUCUGAAGCAUUCAAUCGCUCCGUUGUACGAUACCACGGUCCCGUCGAAAGACAAGACUGCGAGCUUUACGAAGCCCCGAAUGCGCUACGGUGCUUCGGGCGUCGUCGCAGCUCCGGAGCGAAGGUCGCAUCUCACACUCUGGGCGCCCACGCCGCCUUGUACAAGCACUGUGGAAUUCGUCUUCUUCUUCCCAGAUUGGACGCAGCGCGUCCCUGUAUGCACUACCUACGAUGACCUGAUUGACGUUCUCGAGCCGUUGAUGCGCUUCAUCGGUCUGCAUGUGUCUCGUGACACUGCGUUCUUGACAAAGUUCUUACGGCUAGGCCGGCAUCAUAUGCUCUCUACGGUCCCGCUCGAUCCCGAAACGAAGAAGGCUACGGGCACUCCGGACCCCAACGACCCCGUUCGCCUAUACUGGUUCAAGGUCAUCCGUCUCUACCUCCUCCCCGCCCUUCCCCUCAUUCGCGGUAACGCGGUGUGCACCGUCGACGUUUGGAACAUCGUCCGCCAGUUCGAGACGACUCUUCGCUGGCAGCUAUACGGAGAAUGGAAGUCAAGCACGUACAAGUCGCAUCCCGAGCUGCGGGUGCGCCAGGUGCAGACGGACAGGGAGUCCAAGGGUAUCAUGCGCCGACUCUCGCACAACACGAUCGACGCACUUUCGGGCACCGUCGCAAAGCUCGCGCACUCCAACCCAUGCAUCUUCUUCACGAACGCCGUCAACCAGAUCAUGGCGUACGACAACCUUGCGGGAGUCGUGAUCCAGGCGCUGAACUACGUGACCAUCAUGGGCUUCGAUGUGCUCGUGUAUAUCAUCCUCGAGGCGCUGGCGAACCCGAACAAGGACAGGGUCAAGAACGACGGCGUCAACACGACAGAUUGGCUACAGAGCCUCGCUUCCUUCACUGGGAUGCUCUUCCGCCGGUACAGCGCUGAUCUGGCGCCGCUGCUCACCUACAUCGUGCACCAGCUGCACAAUGGCCAGACCACAGAGAUCAUCGUCUUCCGUGAGGUCAUUUGGAAGAUGGCCGGCAUUCAACCCCUCCCGAGCUUGUCCGACUCACAGAUUGCCGCAAUGGCUGGAGGGCCGACACUGCGCAUCGAAGCCGUCGCCUCUAGCACUCGGGGAGCCCGUCUUGAUCCUGCGGACGUCACCUUGAAGGGGCCGUACCGGCUCGGGAGAGCGCUGCUCGACUCGUCCCUCGCGCUCCCGCUUCUUAUUCAGGUCGCCCAACAACGUCAGGCUUGUGUCUUCCAGGCUCCCGAUGCAUACCUCAAGAGUCUUGCUAGUCUGUUCGACACCACACACGGAGUGCUCUUGCAAUAUUUGGAGUUGCUCACCACUCCAACCGUCAUCACUCCCGAAGACUACGCUACCAAAGUCGUUCCGCCGCUAGGAGAUCUGAGCGUGAAGUACGGUAUUGGUGCUCCCAUAUGCAUGCAGAUCUACCGCCCUAUCUUCAACAGGACACUACUGGCCGCCGCCCUUGCGUUGCAGGAGAAGGAGCGCGUCGCGAGUGAAGAAGCCGAGAAGCGUCUCAAGGCCGCACUUACUGCCAAGCGUGAACCCAACCCCAGUGCAUCUCGUGUAGCAUCCCCGAACCCUGGUGCGACUUCAGAUCCGGCACCGAGUAGCGAGGGAACUAGCGAAGUCAAGUCCACCGCACCUGAGUCUCAGCCGAUGGACGUCUCGAUGGAGAGCGCUGACACGCCGCCAAUAUCCACCCCUGAGAACCCUUGGCUCCCUGAACUCUUCCCUUACUUCGAGGAUGUCAAGAAGAUCGCUCCUGGUAACGCGGCUGAAAUCAUUGGGCCCGGCUUCUACCUCACUUUCUGGCAGAUGUCCACGUACGACUUGUCCCCGCCCGCCGCGAAGUACGACGAAGAGUGCGCGACGCUCCGCACACUGAGUCGCACCGAAGACUCGUUGUACAUUUCUGCCGACCGCUCCGCGGACCGUGCCAAGCGCAUGACCGCGAACACACAUCGCGAUAAGCGGAACAGGAUCAACACCAUUGUCGGCAUGCUCAGCCAGGAGCUGAAGGAGCAAACCGCUGCCCGUGCGUUCACGAUCAAGCGCUUGGCUCGCGAGAAGCAUCACUGGUUCUCUCACAAUCCCAAGGCUAUCACACUCGCCUCCUGUAUCAUCGAGUACUGCCUGCAGCCCAGGUGUCUGAUCUCGCCCAUGGACGCCGAUUUCUGUGCGCAGUUCAUCAAGGUCAUGCACUUGCAGGGAACGCCGGGAUUCUCCACUCUGCAAUGCUACGACAAGCUUUUGAGUGAUCAUGUCAAGGUCGUCGUAUUCUCUUGCAGUGAAUACGAGGCGCGCAACUACGGUCGCUUCUUGCUAGGCAUCCUGACCGACAUCUCGAAGUGGUUCCAAGACGAGCAGCUGUUCCUGCAGGAGAACCGGACGAAGGUCAGCGGCACCGCUGUCUUCUUGCCUGGACUCCAGCUUCGCUUCUCGCCGAAACCGGUGAUCGCGGAAGAAGACCUAAUCACUUGGGCGGACUUCAAGCAAGUUGUGCGCAAGUGGCAUCGGAAGCUGAACAAGUCCUUGAUAGAGUGCGUCGAGUCCGGGGAGUUCAUGCACAUCUACAACGCCAUCGUGGUCUUGAAAGAGAUUCUGCCGGUGUUCCCUGUUGCAGCUGUGACCGAGUACGGUGGCGUCAUGCUGGAGAGAGCCAUGGAGAGGUUCUUGGAGAAGGAAGAGCGCGGCGAUCUCAAGAUUCUCGGCCGGGCGUACUACGCUGGCUUGAAGAAGCGCGAGCCAAUCUGGGCUGCUCCUCACCCUAUUCCUAAAGUGAGUUAUAUUAGUCUUGAAUGCAAACCAUUGGACUCGUCAUUGCGCACUAUAGCCCGCUGUUGUGCCCGCUUCCAAGUCAGGCACGCCCUCGGCUCCUGCAGAGAAGGGUCCCAACGGCGUCACCACAGCUUCGAACCAAGCGCCCACUGA
Messenger RNA from Trametes versicolor FP-101664 SS1, 4470 nucleotides. RefSeq lists its product as uncharacterized. The record is from RefSeq and is a predicted model, not a curated record. Gene Ontology annotation, biological process: mRNA processing; mRNA export from nucleus. The transcript is spliced from 17 exons. Lineage: Eukaryota; Fungi; Basidiomycota; Agaricomycetes; Polyporales; Polyporaceae. The coding region runs from base 1 to 4470 and encodes 1489 amino acids. Gene Ontology annotation, molecular function: mRNA binding. Gene Ontology annotation, cellular component: THO complex part of transcription export complex.